Molecule: messenger RNA, 813 nt
Organism: Penicillium griseofulvum
Lineage: Eukaryota; Fungi; Ascomycota; Eurotiomycetes; Eurotiales; Aspergillaceae
Product: class I SAM-dependent methyltransferase
Exons: 1
Coding region: 1-813 (270 amino acids)
Molecular function (GO): methyltransferase activity
Source: RefSeq, a predicted model, not a curated record
AUGACAAACCAAGCCUACGUCGCUGACCACAGCGCUCCCGUCCUCCGCACGCACGCCUGGCGUACCCCCCAAAAUAGUACCGCCUACCUCCUCCCACACCUCCAACCCACCUCCCAAAUCCUCGACAUCGGCUGCGGCCCCGGCAGCAUUACCACCGGACUCGCCGCCCUCGUCCCAGCCGGCCAUGUCACCGGUAUCGAACCCACUUCCCUUCCCCUCGAAGCCGCUCGUGCCCUCGCCGCCUCGGAGGGUAUCACCAACAUCUCUUUCAAAGAGGGCGAUAUCCACGCGCUGCCAUUUGCAGAUGAAUCUUUCGAUAUCGUGCACGCUCAUCAAGUACUCCAGCAUAUCACAGAUCCAAUCGAUGGACUGCGGGAAAUGCGAAGGGUAUGCAAGACCGGCGGUCUUGUUGCGAUUAAGGAAAGUGCUAGUUUGCACUGCUACCCUGAAGCGCCUGAAAUGGUUAAAUGGCAGCAAAUUUACCUCAAAGUUGCGGCGGAGAGAGGCACCAACCCGCACUCUGGGGAGAGAAUUCAUGUCUGGGCUCGCAAAGCCGGGUUCAGCCCUGAGGAUGUGAAGUGUAGUACCGGGAGCUGGUGUUUCCAGACGAGGGAGGAGAGGGAAUCUUGGGGUGGUAACUUUGCGGAGAGAUCUGUUGGCAGUCCCUUGAGUAAGGUUGCGGUUGAGAAGGGAUAUGCAACGGAGGAAUUUUUUGAAAGGGUGCGGGAGGUUUGGUUGGAGUGGGUUGAGGAUGAGGAUGCGUGGUUUGGCAUUUUGCAUGGAGAGAUUCUCUGUACGAAGAGGGAUGCAUGA